Oldenlandia corymbosa var. corymbosa is the source of this 1737-nucleotide messenger RNA. The record is from the annotation of a GenBank genome assembly. NCBI's taxonomy places the organism in Eukaryota, Viridiplantae, Streptophyta, Magnoliopsida, Gentianales, Rubiaceae.
GGUUUGGGUUUGAGAAUUUAUGUUUGUCAUGUUUUGAGCUUAAUUAUUUUGCAUAGGACUGGGUGGGUCUACCAGCUGGAGUGAAGUUUGAUCCGACAGAUCAAGAAUUGAUAGAACACCUCGAAGCUAAAGUUGAAGGCAAAGAAUCAAAAUCACACCCUUUGAUUGAUGAGUUCAUCCCAACCAUUGAAGGUGAAGACGGGAUUUGCUAUACCCAUCCCGAGAAACUUCCAGGAGUUACAAGAGAUGGGUUGAGUAGACAUUUCUUCCAUAGACCAUCCAAGGCUUACACCACAGGAACAAGAAAGCGAAGAAAAAUUCAAACCGAAUGUGACUUGCAAGGCGGGGAAACCCGAUGGCACAAGACAGGUAAAACAAGGCCGGUUAUGGUUAACGGCAAGCAAAAAGGUUGUAAGAAAAUCCUGGUUCUCUACACGAAUUUCGGGAAAAACCGGAAACCCGAAAAGACGAAUUGGGUGAUGCAUCAAUACCAUUUAGGACAGCAUGAAGAAGAGAAAGAAGGAGAACUUGUGGUUUCCAAAAUAUUCUACCAAACUCAACCGAGGCAAUGUAACUGGUCAGCGGAAAGAAGCAGCACUGCAAAUUCGAAUAAUGCCGUAUUGGUGGAUAUUCAAGGAGGGAUUAAUAAUAGUAAUAAUAAUAGUUUGGAUGCUCUGACAAGAAGAGAUAGUUCUAGUACUACUGGAGGAGGAAGCAGUUCCUCGAGAGAGUUAAUGAGUAGUCAUCGAGAUGAACUUUCUGCUGCCAUGUCAAGUUAUGGUGCUGCUCUCGACAUUCAACAAUUGAAAGCUGAUCAGUUCAGCUUUCUACCGUAUUCUAGGAAAAGCUUUGACGAGGGUACUGGUGGAGUUGGGGAGCCUUCGGUACUACUAGGAAGGGACAGUACAACCGCGGCAACCGCUGCAAUGGCGGUGGUGGUGGCGGCGGCGGCCGCGGCCGGGGGAGUCACGUGCGAGGAGCGUGACCGAAGAGCGCCACCGCAGCAGCAUCAUCACGUGACCCACGAGCAGGCUCAACACCAUCAACAACACGUAGUACAGCAGGUCCAACACCAUCAUCAUCAUCAUCAAUCAAUGGGAAUGGCAACAACAGCAACAGCAUUUCAUAUCACAAGGCCCUCACAUUCCAUAUCCACCAUCAUCUCUCCGCCGCCCCUUCAUCAUACUUCCGUCAUCCUUGAUGACGACUCCUUCCAUGUUUCCAGGCUCAUCCUCCAAACUGAUAAUUUUCAGCAGCAACAACAACAACAUCAACAGCAGUCUGUAGUACAACAGCAGCAGCAGCAGCAACAACAACAUCAUAAAAUGGGAGGGAGGUCUGCUUCUGGUUUGGAGGAGCUCAUUAUGGGGUGCACAUCUACAUCUUCUACUGAUGUCAAAGAAGAAUCAUCGAUGAACAACCCACAAGAAGCAGAAUGGUUGAAGUACUCCUCAUUUUGGCCUGAUCCUGACAACCCGGAUCAUCAUGGAUAGAAGAGAUUGAGAACCCAAACCCAAAAAAAAAAGGAAAAAAAAAAGAUGAAAAUGAUCAAACAUACUCAUCUCAAUCUUCAUCAUUAGUACUUGGAGAAGCUGCAACUUUCUUUUUUCCAAAAAUAAGUGGCCCUGGAGAGAGUAACAACUAGCUAGAUAUGGUACCAUCUUAUACAUAUAUUUCUUCUUCCUUUAGGCUCUUUAUCCAAAUGAUCUCUCUCUUUUUCUUUUUUCUUUUUUUUUU